GUUCGUGUUCGCUCGUACUCGUUUCAACAGCAGGUCUUUGAGCUCCAGGUUGUCGUUGGUAAAGUACAAUCAGGCGUGUGAAUCCAGUUCUUUUGUCUGUGUAUUGUUAGAUGCAGUUAAACGACAAAGUGCAAUUCGUUUUUCUGCAUUCAAAAAUAACCUAGAGUACUAUUACGAAGUUCGAAGUACAAAGACGCACUGGCUGGAACUGCAUCGUUACAAAAGGAUACGACAUAUUGAAGACAAUACUUGCAAAAACAAAUGGGGGAAAAAAUAGAACCGAAAUACGAUGAAGUACCCCAAAAUGAAGAAAAUGCAGGCAAGGACAAAGAAGAAACGGAAGGAGGCGCCGUCCGGUUGCAAGCCAAGAUGAGUCUUCUAAACGGUGUAACCGUUAUCGUUGGCAGUAUAAUCGGUUCCGGAAUUUUCAUCUCCCCGACCGGUGUUUUAGUUCAAAGUGGAAGCGUGAAUCUUGCAUUGAUCGUUUGGGUUGUAUCGGGUAUCUUCUCGAUGAUUGGAGCCUACUGCUACGCCGAAUUGGGUUGUAUGAUUAAGAAGUCUGGUGCCGAUUACGCUUACAUUAUGGAAACAUUUGGCCCAUUUUUGGCAUUCAUCCGCCUUUGGGUAGAAUGCAUGAUUGUGAGACCGUGCUCACAGGCCAUCGUGGCAUUGACCUUUUCAAUCUAUAUUUUGACACCCUUUUUCCCAGAGUGCAGUCCGCCAACAGAAUCGGUUCGACUAUUAGCAGCUGCUUGCAUUUGUAUUCUAACAUUCAUUAACUGCUGGGAUGUGAAAUGGUCAACUUUUGUGCAAGAUACGUUCACGUACGCUAAACUCGUGGCACUGUUCAUUAUUAUUGGAACUGGAGCCUACCAACUCUGCACCGGCCACACUGAAUACUUUACGUUUGAAAACACGGAAACCGAUUUUACGAAGAUUUCCCUGGCAUUCUAUUCCGGAUUAUUUGCCUACAACGGUUGGAAUUAUCUUAAUUUCGUUAUUGAAGAACUCCAAGAUCCAGUCAGGAAUCUUCCACGAGCCAUUGCCAUUUCUCUCAUCACGGUCACGGUUACCUACGUCCUUACAAAUGUGGCUUUCUACACGACCCUAUCUCCACUUGAAGUACGAGGAUCAACCGCCGUUGCCGUGACAUUUGCGGAACGUCUGUACGGUCCCAUGGCGUGGAUUAUUCCCGUGUUUGUGGCAAUGUCUACGUUUGGAGCUGUCAAUGGAAUAUUAUUGACCUCUUCCAGGUUGUUCUACGCCGGAGCCUGUGAAAAGCAAAUGCCAGAAAUUCUCACCAUGAUUCAGAUUUCACGAUUGACGCCCACUCCAGCUGUUCUUUGCAUAGCAUUGCUUUCGCUCUUAUAUUUGAUGUCCGACAAUGUUUACAGUCUCAUCAAUUACGUUGGAUUCGCAACAUGGUUAAGCAUAGGUUUAGCAGUGGUUUGCGUUCCAUACCUACGGUGGAAACGGCCUGAUUUGGAACGUCCGAUUCGAGUUAAUCUCAUUUUUCCUAUCAUUUACAUCAUCGCAACAAUCUUCAUCACGGUUGUGCCGUGUAUUGCUUCUCCAUUAGAUACGGGACGCGGAGCGUUAAUGAUAUUAACGGGCGUCCCAGUUUACUUUAUAUUCAUUUACUGGAAAAACAAGCCACCAUGUAUCCGUAGGGCACUGUCCUUGUUUACUGUCACUCUCCAGAAGGUGAUGGUUGUGGUCAGCCCCGAAUGAUUUAUGUGUUGGACCCUUUGUUGAUAUACCUCAUAAUUUCUCAUUUUAUUUACAGUUGCCUUUACAGUCUUCAUGCAGAAGAUUAUGGUUGUCGUUGGAGCUGAAGAGCCGACCCGGGUGUAAAGCAGCACUCUUACCGUUGGUUCUGGGUUUUGUUAUCCUUCCCUUUGCUUUAAUUGUAGUUGGUGUUUUAAUUUCAAAUGUUCCUAAUUUUUGGGCUUCUUUGCCGAGAAAACAAUUACGCCAGGUUGAUCUCUUGUUCGAAGCAAAAUCGUCGGUGAGUCUCACAGUAGGAUCGUUUUCGAUCUGUCGUAAUUGACACCCCUCUCGGGAUGGUAGAAAAAAAAAUCUCUUGUUCUUCGGUUCGCAGUUCAUAUCUUGGAUCACUAACCAAGGUUGUUAUCUAAACUAGCAAAUGUUGUUCAUCACAUUAAGCUCAUCACCCCUUCCCCGUAUGCCUAAAAAAAAAAAAAAAAAAAGACUGCACUGGAAUUAAGCUUUUUAACUCAGCUUUGCCCUCUGUACCGCACAUUAGCACCCCUCACCCAGUCCUGUAUUGGCGUAUAGCAAAUUUUAGCCCGAAAAAUUUUUCCUUAAAUUUGCACGGUGUAACACGAGCUGGGACCCCUACACCUUUAAGUGCCGCGGAGCGUAACAAAGCAGAGGCCUUUGAAUAAUUUGAUUCCAUUUGUAACGUUGCUCUCUUAAGUUCGGAAUCUCUCUAACCUUCUUUACAAAUGCAUUUAUUUCCUUUCAAGCACAUGGCAUAAAGAUCGUCCAGUCCAAAGAAUAAGUAUUCCGUGUUCAGGUAUGUUCGCAUGACAAGUAGAUGCAAUGGCUUACUUUUCAGUCAGUGGGAUAGAAAAAUGUACCUCUUUGAAGUAAAACUUCAUGUAUUGUUGAGAAAAAGAACAGGAAAAAGAAAAGAAACCAAU
Molecule: messenger RNA, 2666 nt
Organism: Daphnia carinata
Lineage: Eukaryota; Metazoa; Arthropoda; Branchiopoda; Diplostraca; Daphniidae
Product: Y+L amino acid transporter 2-like
Exons: 15
Coding region: 262-1731 (489 amino acids)
Biological process (GO): amino acid transmembrane transport
Cellular component (GO): membrane
Molecular function (GO): L-amino acid transmembrane transporter activity
Source: RefSeq, a predicted model, not a curated record